This is a messenger RNA of Didymodactylos carnosus, 518 nucleotides long. Lineage: Eukaryota; Metazoa; Rotifera; Eurotatoria; Philodinida; Philodinidae. The record is from the annotation of a GenBank genome assembly.
UUCCAUUAGCUACAAAUGACACAUAUGGCACUGUGACGCUUUUUUUGACAAUUGUAUUUGUUGUUAUUGCAUACAUCCUAUUGCUAAACAACUUAAUCGCUCUUUUCAAGUAAAGAAAACAUAGAACGUAAAAAUUAGUUUAUGACAUCAUUGUUGUUUUUAGUACAACAAUAGAACGAGUGAAAAAUAGUUCCCGUGAACAAUGGUGCUAUCAUCGAUAUUUAUUAAUUGAAGAAUACACUGGUAAACACAUAUUACCACUACCAUUCAAUCUACUACUUUGGCCAUUUGAACGCUAUGGGCGAAAACUAUAUCAUCACACACAUCCUCAAGAAGCAGUAUCUAAUAUUACGAAAGACAACUGGCAACGUGAAUGUCGUGUGGCUGAAGAAUAUUGGCAACAGAAAGUGACAAAAAUAAUGCAAAAGCUUGAUAACGAUUAUCAAUCAACAAUUGCAAUCCGAUGUCGACAAUGUGCAAGAGAAAUUGCUGAAACAGACAUUAAUUUUAAUCAAUAG